This is a messenger RNA of Eurytemora carolleeae, 1551 nucleotides long. RefSeq lists its product as uncharacterized. The record is from RefSeq and is a predicted model, not a curated record. The coding region runs from base 1 to 1551 and encodes 516 amino acids. The transcript is spliced from 2 exons. Lineage: Eukaryota; Metazoa; Arthropoda; Copepoda; Calanoida; Temoridae.
AUGGCUGAUGGUCGUCCUACCAAAGCUUGGGGUUCUAGGACUAUCCUGCUUCAAUUUGGUAACCGCCGUUUUCAGUUCUCAUUUCUACUAGCAGAUGUUGAUUGUCCUAUACUGGGGGCUGAUUUCCUGGCUGAAUUCGACCUUCUGGUGGAUGCUUCUAAACAACAGGUUCUGGAACGUGCAUCUAGGAAGCCUCUAUCCUCUCCAGUCAUGUCAACCGCCAAUCCCGCCGUUGCUUCAGUUUUCAAACUUGCUCCUGAUGUUUCCUCCCUUCUGAAGGAAUUCCCUGCUGCUUGGGAACCUCGUCAACCUGGUCAACUUCCUGCUCACAAGGUGGAGCACGUCAUAGAGACUUAUGGUCAACCACUGUUUGCCCGUGCCCGCCGAUUGGAUCAAGCAAAGUUGGAGUCCGCAAAAGCUGAGUUUCGUAAGAUGGAAGAGGCGGGAAUUAUACGACGUUCUGACAGUCCCUGGGCCUUUCCACUACACAUGGUUCCUAAACCAGAUGAAAUUGAUUAUCUCGGUCACAAGAUUACAGCCACAGGAAUUGUUCCCCUCCGCCGUCAUGUUGAAGCACUACUUCAGCUGCCUCGUCCUCAAGAUGUCUGUUCCUUGCAAAGAUUCCUUGGCAUGGUCAAUUUCUACAGGAGGUUUCUUCCUGGUAUUGCAAAGAUUCUCCGUCUGCUCACAGAUGCCCUGGCUGGAAACCCUAAAUCAUUAAACUGGUCAGAAACUCAUCAGGAAUCCUUCGAGAAAGCCAAGUCCGCCCUUUCCUCUGCCGUUCCAUUGACUCACCCUUCUCCGUCUGUUUCCCUUGUAACAGAUGCUUUCGCCUCACACGUUGGAGCAGUCCUGCAGGAGCGCAAGAAAUCCAAUUGGAGACCUCUAGCCUUCUUCUCUGCAAAACUCUCCGCCACCCAGCAAAGAUAUUCCGCCUUUGACAGAGAGUUAUUGGGGGUUUUUCUCGCCCUACGUCAAUUCCGUUUCGAGUUGGAGGGAAGAAAGUUCCACAUCAUUACAGAUCAUCUCCCCCUGGUUUCCGCCCUGUUCCAAGUUUCUCCGCCCUGGUCAGCACGCCAACAACGCCAGUUAUCUAAUAUAUCAGAGUUUACCAGUGAUAUUCGCCAUACUCCAGGAUCUGCCAAUGUUGUGGCAGAUUAUCUUUCCCGUCCAUCUCCUCCUUCCCCUUGUCAUCUGCCUUUUGCCCAUCCCCCUGAAGGUCAAGUGUCAGAGGUGUCGGGGGUGUCGGAGGUGUCCGAGGUGACAGAUUCUUCUCUACCCUCUCCCUUUCCAACCUCCGCCAAAGGUAUUAAUUUUGAAGAGCUAGCAUCAGACCAACGUUCUUGUCCAGAGGUUCUCCGUCUACAGAGAUCUCCCUCUCUCCGCCUCGUUAAAAAUGGUUCUUUACUCUGUGAUGCUAGUGAUAAUAGGAGAUUAGACGCUUAUCCUCCGGUCAACCUCCGGCCUCUACCCUGGGGGGGGGGGGUACUGUGGAAGACGAGACCUGGCGGCCUCCUUACCCAAAGGCCGAGAAUAAAGAAGAGAGCUUGA